AUGAAUCUUCAAAAACUUCAGUCGCAGAGAGAAGGUCAUAAGAGAGUUAUCAGAAAUUAUAUUACAAAAAUCGAGGAUGCAAAAGAGAGAUCAGCGCUGAUAGAGUUCGACGCGAUAUUACAAUCACUUGAGUCAAAGAUUAAAGUCACUGAGACAUUGAACGUGAAGAUAUUAUCGCAAACAGACGUAGAAGGGAUAGAAGAAGAAAUAGUUAAAGCAGAAGAGUUUUCUUUAGACAUAGAAAUCAACCUGCGACAACUGAGAGCUUUUCAUGAUGAUCAAGGGGAAUUGAGAACCGAGAGGCAUCCGCCACCACAACAUCCCCAAGAUAAUCAGCCACACUUCAGUGAAGUAGAUAACGUAACACCAGCCAACCAAGGGUCGCAGAUUAACAACCAGUCUGUAAGUAAUAUUUCUCCGAAUUCCCAAUACCACAGACUGGCGAAGCUUUCACUUCCAACAUUUAGUGGCAACAUCUUAGAAUGGCAGACAUUUUGGGACUCCUUUGAGUCGACAAUACAUUACAAUGUUAAUCUCACAGAUGUUCAAAAAUUUAGUUAUCUAAAAUCUCAACUUGAGCAUACUGCAGCCAGAGUUAUUGAUGGAUUCGCAAUGACAAAUGCAAAUUACACUCGUGCCAUCGACCUUCUAAAAGAGAGGUUCGGACAGCAACAUAAAAUCACUCAUGCAACCAUGCAAACAUUGCUUCAAUUACCUGCGCCUUCCAAUACAUUGUAUAGUCUUAGACAUUUCCAUGAUAAAAUGGAGACAUAUAUUCGUGGUUUGGAAUCCCUAGGUCUAUUUCAAGAGACAUAUGGCAGUUUAUUAGUGCCGAUUAUUAUUGAUAAGUUACCAGAUGAAAUGAGAAAGCAUAUAGCUCGCGAACAUGGUGAUAACAACUGGCAGCUCGACGAACUUAGGCGUGCAAUCAACAAAGAAAUUAACAUAAUGGAAGCCGGGGAUUCAUUAAGUACAGCAAAUGUUGAUGAAUUUGGACCAACAGCGUCAUUUUACACAGGAGCGCGACCAAAGAAGAACAAAUCAAACAUCAUCAAACAGGUAAACUUUAAUCAUGUUCAUAAAAAUCCUAUUCGAUGUGCUUUUUGUGAGGAAAGCCAUAGCUCAUUAGAAUGUCAGAAAUUUAGUGAUGUUAAUGCUAGGAUGAGAAUAGUUAAACAGAGAAGACUUUGCUUUAAUUGUCUCGGAAAACAUCAAGUGUCAAUGUGUCAUUCAAAACAUAGAUGUCGCUACUGUCAAAAAAAGCAUCAUAGCAGUAUCUGUAACAAACAGACAGUUACAAGCCUUAACAAUUCAACACCGGAAGUACAUGAAACAGAACCGGAAGCACCCGUGCUACAUUCAUCGUCACGUCAUACAAGCUCAGGUGUAUUACUGAAAACGGCUGUCGCCACAGUGAACUCUAUGGAUACAUAUAUGGAUGCCAAUAUUCUUUUCGACGAAGAGGCUCAACGUUCCUUCAUCACAGAGGACUUAGCACAGAAACUACACGUACGCCGUGAGUCUACAGAAGCACUGAAAGUGUCAUCUUUCGGAAGUACAAGUAACAAGAUACAGUAUUUAGAUUGCGCAACUGUGUAUUUAGUAGCCGACUCUCACCAGAAAAUACCGAUACGUGUAUUGAUUGUGCCGACAAUAGCGACACCUAUCAGUAAUCGCGCUCAUUAUGCUGCAAGCAAAUUACCAUAUCUUCAGGGUUUAAAGUUAGCCCAUACCGUCACAGAUGAUAGUCCAUUCUCAAUCUCAAUGUUGAUUGGUGCAGAUUUUUACUGGGACGUAAUAGAGGAUCACAUUAUCCGCGGAAAUGGACCGACUGCCGUAAAAUCGAAAGUCGGUUAUCUGUUAUCCGGACCGAUAAUCGAAGCUGACAAGCGUGAGCACAUAGACCACAUAUUUAAUGUUAUAACAUCACAUCGUGCGGAAGAAAGUGAUUUGGAACGAUUCUGGAGCCUGGAGAGUAAGGGUAUUACAACUGACCCAGUGGACCAGAAGCUCACUGCUUACCUAGAACAGUACCAGCAAACAUCGAUAGAAUUCACUGAUGGUAGAUAUUCUGCAAAACUUCCAUGGAAAGAAGAUCACCCGCCAUUGCCGACAAAUUAUGAGAUUGCCAGGAAGAGGACAGAAAAUACUAUCAGAAGACUAAGUAGUCAACCUCAUAUUCUGAAGAAAUAUGGAGACAUCAUUACGGAUCAGGAACAAAGAGGAUUCAUUGAGAAGAUAGAUAAUUCAGCUGAUACCCCGUCGCAAGUACAUUACAUUCCCCACCACCCAGUCAAGAAGGACUCCCCCACAACACCAUCGGAUCGUAUAUGA
Molecule: messenger RNA, 2334 nt
Organism: Mercenaria mercenaria
Lineage: Eukaryota; Metazoa; Mollusca; Bivalvia; Venerida; Veneridae
Exons: 1
Coding region: 1-2334 (777 amino acids)
Source: RefSeq, a predicted model, not a curated record